Messenger RNA from Drosophila rhopaloa, 291 nucleotides. RefSeq lists its product as uncharacterized. NCBI's taxonomy places the organism in Eukaryota, Metazoa, Arthropoda, Insecta, Diptera, Drosophilidae. The record is from RefSeq and is a predicted model, not a curated record. Bases 31 to 291 code for a protein of 86 amino acids. The transcript has 2 exons.
GCUGAGAAGAUCAUAGUGAAUGCAAAAAGAAUGAGUGAUGACAAAGAUGUUUUAUUGGAGGAAGCCUGUUUCAGGAUCAUCGAAGUGGAUGAUCCUGACCAAGGAAAUUAUGAGGAGCAAUCGCAGUCAAAUCAUAACGACUCCAAUAUUGAAAUUAUUACUGAGGAUGAAGCACGUCCAUAUAGAUUUUUGCAAAAUUGCAAUUCUGUUCCAUUAUGGAUUUGCGUUAUUUAUAACUUGUGCAUGAUUUUCAUAAUAGUGAUACUAUGCAUCUACAAACGCUGGCAUUAA